Messenger RNA from Striga asiatica, 2673 nucleotides. The record is from the annotation of a GenBank genome assembly. Lineage: Eukaryota; Viridiplantae; Streptophyta; Magnoliopsida; Lamiales; Orobanchaceae.
AUGUAUAAGAAUCAAUCCAAGAGAGAUGACCUUUUGACAAUUUUACCUUCCUACAUUCCUGAAGCAUUCUUUCUGGAUCACGCUCUGACCCACACUCCUGUAAAGGAAUUCAUUGCGCACACUGCUGCAGUUAAUGAUCUUUGCUUUGAUAUCGAAGGUGAAUACAUUGGAAGCUGCUCUGAUGAUGGUUCUGUUGUAAUUUGUAGUCUUUUUACUGACGAAAGAAUGAAAUUUGAGUAUCAUCGUCCUAUGAAGGCCAUUGCUUUAGAUCCAGAUUAUGUGAGGAAAUCGUCCAGAAGAUUUGUUACUGGAGGUUUAGCUGGUCAUUUGUAUUAUAACGUGAAGAAGUGGAUUGGCUACAGAGACCAGGUUUUGCACUCUGGUGAAGGACCAAUUCAUUCAGUGAAGUGGAGAACCAGCCUUAUUGCCUGGGCUAAUGAUGCUGGUGUGAAAGUUUAUGAUGCUGCUAAUGAUCAACGUGUAACAUUUAUAGAAAGGCCUCGUGGAAGCCCACGACCUGAGCUUCUGCUUCCUCAUUUGGUUUGGCAGGAUGAUACUAUGCUGGUUAUUGGAUGGGGAACAUCUGUUAAAAUAGUAUCAAUAAGAGGCAAUCAGAAUAAAACCGUGAAUGGGACUUAUAAGCAGAUUCAGAUGUCUAGCAUGAACAAGGUGGAUAUUGUGGCAUCAUUUCAAUCGAGCUAUUUCAUUUCAGGAAUUGCUCCUUUUGGUGAUUCUUUGGUUGUUUUAGCAUACAUUCCGGUGGAAGAAGAUGGAGAAAAGGACUUUAGUAGCACUAUUCCUUCACGCCAGGGAAAUGCUCAGAGACCUGAAGUCAGAGUUGUCACUUGGAAUAAUGAUGAACUGGCGACUGAUGCACUGCCUAUACAUGGCUUUGAGCAUUAUAAGGCCAAGGAUUAUUCCCUUGCUCAUGCUCCUUUCUCAGGUAGCAGCUAUGCAGGUGGUCAGUGGGCUGCUGGUGAUGAACCACUGUACUAUAUUGUGUCACCAAAGGAUGUCGUUAUUGCUAAGCCCAGGGAUACAGAAGAUCACAUAUCUUGGCUUCUUCAACAUGGACGGCAUGAGAAAGCCUUGGCAGCAGUUGAAGCCGGUCAAGGACGAAGUGAGCUUCUUGAUGAGGUGGGGUCCAGAUAUCUUGACCAUCUAAUUGUGGAACGCAAAUAUGCUGAGGCAGCAUCUUUAUGUCCCAAAUUACUGCAAGGCUCAGCUUCUGCAUGGGAAAGAUGGGUUUUCCAUUUUGCUCAUCUUCGUCAACUUCCUGUGCUGGUUCCUUACAUACCUACAGAAAAUCCGAGGUUACGUGAUACUGCUUACGAGGUUGCUCUUGUUGCUUUGGCGACAAAUACAUCAUUUCAUGAGGAUUUGGUGAAAAUUGUUAAAACCUGGCCACCUGCUCUAUAUUCUACUUUGCCCGUUAUCUCAGCUAUAGAACCCCAGCUUAAUACUUUGUCAUCUAGUGAUGCUCUCAAAGAGGCUCUUGCUGAGCUAUAUGUAAUUGAUGGACAAUAUGAGAAAGCUUUCAGCCUGUAUGCUGAUCUUAAGAAGUCGGAUAUAUUUGACUUCAUUGACAAACAUAAUUUGCAUGAUGCCAUUCGAGAAAAGGUAGCUCAGCUUAUGUUGAUAGACAACAAACAUGCCAUUCCAUUGUUUAUCCAGCACAGAGACCUCAUAAGCCCAUCUGAUGUAGUUUCGCAACUCAUAGCUGCAAAGAAGAAGUGUGAUUACCGAUAUUUUUUGCAUCUCUAUCUGCAUGCACUAUUUGAGUCAAAUCCGCAUGCUGGAAGGGAUUACCAUGACAUGCAGGUGGAGCUGUAUGCUGACUAUGAUCCGAAAAUGCUGCUUCCCUUUCUUCGGAGUAGUCAGCAUUACACACUGGAAAAGGCGCAUGAAAUUUGUGUCAAAAGAGAUUUAUUAAGAGAGCUAGUCUUUAUUCUUGGAAGAAUGGGAAACUCCAGGCAAGCUUUGGCAGUAAUUAUCAAUAAAUUGGGGGAUAUAGAAGAGGCCAUAGAAUUUGUAAGUAUGCAGCAUGAUGAUGAACUUUGGGAAGAGCUUAUUAAACAGUGUCUAAACAAACCAGAGAUGGUAGGGGUUUUGUUGGAGCAUACUGUCGGCAAUCUCGAUCCCUUGUAUAUUGUAAAUAUGGUCCCAAAUGGAUUAGAGAUACCACGGCUUCGAGACCGCCUUGUCAAAAUCAUCACAGAUUAUCGGACGGAAACUUCUCUCAGACACGGGUGCAAUGACAUACUCAAGGCUGAUUGCGUAAAUUUACUGAUCAAGUACUACAAGGAGGCCAGGCGUGCCAUAUACUUGAGCAACGAGGAAGACAAGUCUCGGGACAAUAAAAAAGGGCAAUCUCAGUCGACCGAGAGAUCCCUUAGCAUAAAAGGAACUGACGUGAAGUCGAGAAUAAAGGGUGGGACUCGGUGCUGCAUAUGUUUCGACCCUUUUUCAAUCCAAGACGUGUCUAUAUACGUUUUCUUCUGUUGCCAUGCGUACCACGAGACGUGCCUCAUGGACUCUAUCGAUUCAAUUAGUAGCAAAAAGAAGCCUGAGGUGGUGGGCCCCACCAAUGGUGACCUGUCGUACUAUGAAUAUGAUGACGGUGAUGAUGAUGAUGAUGAUGAUGAUGACGUGGAAGAUGGUGAUGACGGUAGG